Brienomyrus brachyistius is the source of this 1418-nucleotide messenger RNA. RefSeq names its product Rac family small GTPase 2 (gene rac2). The record is from RefSeq and is a predicted model, not a curated record. The transcript has 7 exons. Gene Ontology annotation, biological process: small GTPase-mediated signal transduction. Bases 125 to 703 code for a protein of 192 amino acids. NCBI's taxonomy places the organism in Eukaryota, Metazoa, Chordata, Actinopteri, Osteoglossiformes, Mormyridae. Gene Ontology annotation, molecular function: GTPase activity; GTP binding.
GAAAGAGAGAGAGAGAGGACAGGGUGACUCUGCGGAAGAAACUACACCCAGGGAGACAGACUGGGGACGGCUGACAUUGUUUCCUCCUCGUUCAUAAAGUGCCCGAAUUAAAAGAAAAGAAGCGAUGCAAGCCAUUAAAUGUGUGGUGGUGGGCGAUGGUGCUGUGGGGAAGACCUGUCUCCUCAUCAGUUACACCACCAAUGCCUUCCCCGGAGAAUACAUCCCCACUGUAUUUGACAACUACUCUGCCAACGUCAUGGUGGACAGUAAACCCGUCAACCUGGGGCUGUGGGACACAGCGGGUCAGGAGGACUACGACCGACUGCGGCCCCUGUCCUACCCCCAGACGGACGUUUUCCUGAUCUGCUUCUCUCUGGUGAGCCCGGCAUCAUACGAGAACGUCAGAGCCAAGUGGUACCCAGAGGUACGACACCACUGUCCCUCCACCCCCAUCAUCCUUGUGGGCACCAAGCUGGACCUCCGGGACGAGAAGGAAACCAUCGAGAAGCUGAAGGAGAAGAAGCUGGCUCCCAUAACGUAUCCACAAGGACUAGCUCUGGCCAAAGAGAUUGACUCUGUGAAGUACCUGGAAUGCUCUGCCCUGACGCAGAGGGGACUGAAGGCCGUCUUUGACGAGGCCAUCCGUGCCGUCCUGUGUCCCCAACCCACCAAAGUUAAGAAGAACUCCUGCCAGCUCCUCUGAGGAUCGCCAUGAAAACGAAUAUGAACCAGAAAACGACGGUGGAUCACAAUCAUCAUCACGAUUUGUUUUUCCCCCGUGUAUGAAAUGUUACUAUGUAAGUGAAGCUAUGUGUUAAGAUAAUGUUAAUCCCGGGUUAAGAGAGCCUGACUUACGGACAGCUCCAACUUACGGAUGAACCGCCUUAAAUCCUGAUAUAUUAAUAAUUUGGGUUAAUAACAAAGAAUGCAGGCAGGACUUUGUGGCACGUUCCUAAAAACAUUGCAUGGCUUCACCGUUUUGUUGGCUAGAGGUACAGUGCAGUACCAUGUUUACUUUUAUUUUUACUGUAUAAUAAUAAUAAUUAUUAUAAUUAUCAUUAUUAUUCUAUACGGCAUUUACUUUUCCAACUUACCUACGAAUUAUUUUAAGACAGACUCCGGAUACGGAUCUCGUCCAUAACCUGGGGGCUGCCUGUAUGCUGGAUGUUCUUGAAAGAUCACAUACUGUAAGAACGUCUAAAGGUGUACGGGCCUGAGAGAGGCUUACCAAGCUUGCCAUACUGUAUGUGACAGUGAUCCUACACUCAUUUAUAGAGUUCAGUGUCAGAUACCUCUGAGUUGAGACUGCUGUUAAAAUCGCCUAGAUCUGCAUUGCAUUCACUAAUGCAGUCUCUUUACCGGGGAUUGUGCGCACAUGUGUGUCUGUGUUUUUAAAUAAAUGGAUCUAUUUCAUGCAA